Molecule: messenger RNA, 1440 nt
Organism: Triticum aestivum (bread wheat)
Lineage: Eukaryota; Viridiplantae; Streptophyta; Magnoliopsida; Poales; Poaceae
Product: transcription factor WRKY19
Exons: 2
Coding region: 167-910 (247 amino acids)
Biological process (GO): regulation of DNA-templated transcription
Cellular component (GO): nucleus
Molecular function (GO): transcription cis-regulatory region binding; DNA-binding transcription factor activity
Source: RefSeq, a predicted model, not a curated record
UACAAAAAAAUGAACGGUGCUUGAUCAGCGCUUACUUGGCCCGGGCCUAUAAAAGACCUGCUCAUCAUCAUCAUCACAGGGAACGAAAACCCGCCAAGCACGCACGCGCACGCGCACGCUCAUGAGAAGCUUGCCGCUGAUCGACUAGCUAGAGCAGGUGCCGGGCAUGGAGGACACGACGGCGACGCUGGCGACGGAGCUGGACGGGCUGCUGGCCAUGGCGAGGGAGCUGGAGGAGAGGGUGGGCGGCGACCAGGGCGCGCCGGGCGCCGCCAGGGAGCUCUGCGCCGAGCUGGCCGCGUCCGUCGACCGUGCCGUGCGCCUCGCUGGGAGCGGCCCGCGCGGAGGCAAUGCCGGCGGCAGGGCGAGAGUGAACGGCCAGCACAGGGGCGGCAGGAAGGCGGGGGCGGUCAGGGCGCAGGUGCGGGUGGCGUCGAUGCAGGACCUGGGGUCGCUCGACGACGGGCUCAGCUGGCGGAAGUACGGCCAGAAGGACAUCCUCGGCGCACCGUACCCGCGGGCCUACUUCCGGUGCACGCACCGGCACUCGCAGGGCUGCCAGGCCACCAAGCAGGUGCAGCGCGCCGCCGCCGACCCGCUGCUCUUCGACGUCGUCUACCACGGCGCGCACACCUGCGCCCAGGCCACCGCUGUCCUCGUCGGCACAGAUCAGCAGCCGCCUGCUUCCUUGGGCCAGGAACAGCAGCAGCAACAGAGCUCGCCGGCUGAGGCGUCGGAAGGGAUGCAGUGGCCGGCAGAGCCCUUCACGCCGCCCUCGUUCCCCUCCUCGCCGGCCGGCUGCUACACGCCGGGGAACUCCUGGUGCCAGCUUGCCGGCAACUACGGCUACGCCGCCGGAGGCGGCCUCGGGGCUGACAUGGACUUCGACGAGCUGUUCUGGAAUAUGUAGUUUUUCUAACCGGAGUUUCAGAAGACUGUAGGCGCCGUGUCCACUAUCCUACUGUAUUCCCACUAGUACUUAGAUUCAGACUCGUGAUCAUUUAUCGCAAUGGAAGCUAUAUAUCUGCAGUAGAUAUAGCACCAUCACUAGUAGAACUGUAGUGGUCAUACACUGGCCACUGCAAUAUACUCCCUCCUUACAGAGAGAGUAGUAUUAUGGAUCAGCACAUGCACAAAGCCAGUCUGUGCAGUUUAUUACAGCAUCAGGGGCUUCAUAAGCUAGUUGAGCAACAGAAAUGUACACUCACUACAGUACAAUGUCAUCACUAGAUGCACCAGGAAAAGGUUCUCAGGGAUUUACAAGCACCAUUUGGGGGAACUGGUGAGAGUACCUAUACUGAACUCUUCUCCUUGCUGUCCUGAGGAGCUUCAGGACUGCUCUCCUCUGCUUUGUCCAGGUUCCUCAAGGCUCCCCUCAGCCCAAGCACAAUGAAUAGAUUGGUAAGGGUGAGAAGCGAUUCCGCCGUCCCAUGCAGCAAA